Leptosia nina is the source of this 211-nucleotide messenger RNA. Lineage: Eukaryota; Metazoa; Arthropoda; Insecta; Lepidoptera; Pieridae. The record is from the annotation of a GenBank genome assembly.
AAUACCUUUCUACAUGUCGACCGACUGCGAGAAUCUAUUGAAGAAGUUCCUUGUCCUGAAUCCGGCGAAACGCGCCUCGCUCGAGAGCAUAAUGCGCGACAAGUGGAUGAACACCGGCUACGAGGACGACGAGCUUCGGCCCUUCGUCGAGCCGCAGCAGGACUUCAAGGACCACAAGCGGAUAGGUCAGUAUUGGUCUAUAUCGGUAUAA